UUGCUUACGUUCGGUUCGUUCGCAUUUCUUCUCUAUCUUAUAUAAUAUUAUAUUUUCUCCUAAAUCAAUUUUUUCACUACCAACAACAACAACAAUAAUAACAACUCAACUAUUCUCAACUCGCGUCAACCUUAACUUAACUUAACAACUCUACCACUACAACUCUGUCAACUUUCCGUUUUUAAACUGAAACUACAAAAACAAAAUAUUUUUGUUUGCAAAAAUACAAAAAAACCGAGGAGAAAAUUGCCAGCCAAAAAUAUAUUGAAAAAACGGAAGGAAGGAUACCCCAAAAAAAAAAAAGAAAUCCCCCCCGUUAUGUUUUGAGUCCAAUUCCGAGUGUUAAAAACAAACGUAAACGUAAACGCAAAUGUAAAUGUAAAAAUCGAUAAGCCACACGCAGCCAGCCAACUGAACGCGAACGUGUCCGUGUGUGAGUUCCGUGGAGCGAGGGGAUUACGUGGAGAAGACGGGGGGAACUGACCAAAAAUCGGUGGCCCUGGCCAAAAACGCAAAAACUCCGGCCCAAAAAGAAAUAAAAAAGAAAGCAAAGAACGAGAGAGAGGAGAAACUCCAGCCCAAAUGACGGAUACAUGGGUCUGACAACGAAUCAAGCGCCGAAAUGUGUGAAGUGGCUGUGAAACCCGAGGAAUCCUAACUAACAAAAAUAAAAACCCAAAAAAAAGGAAAACCAAUUUACAAUAAAAUGCAAAUUAUUAAGAAUAUUUAACCAAAACCCCAAAAACACACCACACUCACACACAACCGAAAAACAAAAACACAGGAUGAAACUCAAGAACUAAAACCUUAAGAGAUCUUUCGGCGAGCCAAACUCUAUAUACAAUAUCAUCAUAUAUAUUUUCACAUGCGAGAUAACAACAGCAACGUUUCCUUUCCGCUUUUGCCACAACAUAAUACCCCUGAGACGGUCUUUGCUCGCUCGAAACGCUCGACACUAGCUUCAGCACUUAGCCCUCUAAGAUCUACGCACUAACUGGAUCCAACUGGACCCUAGCCAAAACUAAACUCUAACCUCAACAUAAAACAACCCAAGGAAACCCUGAAGAUGCCGCGCUGCCUGAUAGCCAAGAAGUGGAAGGCCUAUCCCUGGUUGGAUCGGUCGGAGGAUAGCAACAACCAGCAGCAGCAGCAGCAACAGAACUCCUCUCGAGAUCUCGAGGAACUGCAUCUUAAGUCUAGGAGAUCCACUCUGGAUGAAGAUGAGGAGAUUGAUGUGGUGGGCGACAAAUUCCUGAUUAAAAUGGAAAAGCAACGCACAACGGCAGAUGCAGCAGCAACAGCAACGGCAGCAACAUCCUCGGAAGCAGCAACAUCACAAGGCAGCAGCAGCAACAUGGAAGCCACGACGACGACGACAUCCAAGUGCUGGGGUCCCAGUUCACCCACGGCGGGCACCACGGCUCCAAGUCCACCUCCUCACUCCCCGGAGGCGGCGACGCGAGUGGCCGGCAAUGUUUACAACGGCUACACCCGCGAACUGUCGCCGCUGCACUACACCGCGUACCUGCCCCGCAUGGAGAGCGAGAUAACCGUGAUUCGAGCGGCGGCCACGGCUCUGGUGGCAGCCAGGACCUCCGGAAGCGGAAAUGGAAAUGCCACCAGUGGAGAUCAGCACCUGGCCGCCUACCAAACACCGCCCUCGUCCACCACUUCAUCGCCCUCCUGCUCGCCCAGUGGCGCCAACGAUCGCUACAGUCCGCUGUCGAGUGGCCAGACCUCCAGCGAAAGGAAGUGCUUCAGCAGCACGGGGGCCACACUCUCCCUGCCGCCGAAGAAGAAGGACAUCUACAGACCCUACUCACUGGACGACAAGCCGGCACACGGCUAUCGGCGGAGGAUUCCGGCGGAGGAGGACCUGCAUGCGGCACAUGCCAUCCUGGAUCUGAGUGCCAGCACAGCCUUCCACCCGCCCACGCAGCCUCAUCAGCUGCAGCAGCAGCAGCAACAUCACCCGGCCCCGCAGCAACAUCAACAUUACUUGCCACUGCAGCAGCAGCAACAGCAGCAGCAACAGCAACAGCAGCAACACCACAACCACACCCACUUGCCAACCUUGGAGGCGCAUGCGCAUCUGCGCGGCAGCUCGAUUGCCGAGCUGGCUGCAGCAGCAAGUGUGGUGAACGAGCAACGCCCCGCGAGCAAUGCCUCGAGUGCCAGCAGCAACAGCAACAGCAACAGCAAUCACAUGCCCAGCAGUCCCAGCAGCAACUCGAGCAGCAGCAGCAGCAGUCAGGUGCAGAACGAGAACAGCAACACCACCAACACGAACCAGGAUGGCGAGUGCCUGCAGGAUGGGGAGCAUGGUGGCGCCUCCGGAGCGGCGGCCAAGACGGUGGCCUACACCUACGAGGCCUUCUUCGUCAGCGACGGUCGCUCCAAGCGCAAGCAUGUCGCGGAUCCGGCAGCAGCUUCUGCGGGCGGAGUGCCCUCGCCGGAUCAGGCCAAGACCAAGUACACCUGCUCCGAGUGCGGCAAGCAGUAUGCCACCUCGAGCAACUUGUCGCGCCACAAGCAAACGCAUCGCUCGCUGGACUCGCAGUCGGCCAAGAAGUGCCACACCUGCGGCAAGGCGUAUGUUUCUAUGCCCGCUUUGGCCAUGCAUCUGCUGACCCACAAGCUAUCCCACAGUUGUGGGGUUUGUGGUAAGCUCUUCUCGAGACCCUGGUUGCUCCAGGGACACCUGAGAUCGCACACGGGCGAGAAACCCUACGGGUGUGCGCACUGCGGCAAGGCCUUUGCAGAUCGCUCGAAUCUCCGGGCCCAUAUGCAAACCCAUUCGGUGGACAAGAACUUCGAGUGCAAGCGUUGCCACAAGACCUUCGCCUUGAAAUCCUAUCUCAACAAGCAUCUGGAGUCGGCCUGCCUGAAGGACGAGGAGGAGCUGAUGAUGUCCAUGUCGCUGUCCAUGCACGAUAGCAACAGUGAGAGCGGGGCCAGCAUGGCCUCGUCGCCGCCCCAUGAGUUCCUCGAACGCGUUAAGCUCGAGGGCAGUGGAGGAGCCACUUAUGCCAUGUAAGCAUAAAACACAGGGGGAGUGCCAAAGAAAUUUCUAGAGUUUUGUGAAGAUCCGGCUCGUAGGACCAACAUGUAAAAAGAAAGCAAAACUUGAGAGAUUUCACUGGCAUUCCCCUCGUAAGGAAAAGGAUAGAUGUGCUGUAACUGCAUAGCUGGUUAGUUAAUUUACCGUUAAUGUUAAAGUUACCGUUACCAUUUACAACUAGGUUAACCGAUAGCCGUUUUUAUAGAAGAUACAUACAUCACAAUACGUCCAAGAGCAAAGUGUAGUAGAGUAACACAGAGACUGUAGAAAUUCGCAUUAGGCAGCCAAGCAACAAAAUACUCAAUGGGUGUGGGUUUCCUGAAAUCUCCUUCAUGAUUUGAAAACUCCUUUUUCCAAGGUGCCUCCAAAAGUAUGCAAAGGAAACAUAGAAUUUGAUAGGGAGAUUUCAGGAACCCCCUCCACCCAUGUUCUUCUUCUAAACUUAAGUGAGUUGAACAUUCCUAGGAAGACCCUACACAUUCCAAAACAAACAAAAACACACCCCUAACACACAGAGAGCCUUGUGUAUGAGGUGCUAAAGCCACAUGCAUUCCGAGAACCUGAAGAAAUCUAAGCAAUUCUAGCAGCUAUCUUAUCUAUCUAACUACUUACCGAAAGCAAAACACAUAGGAGUACUAUAUUUAAAUGCAUAUAUAGAGUGUACUAUAACCUGUAGCUAAACCAAACAAACAAAGAAACAAACGAACGUUUUAAUCUACCCACUCUCUCCAACUAACUCUCGAAGAACACUCUCCUCUAGCUAACUCUUAUCCUAACUCUAACUCUUACUCGAACAAUAUCUCUCUACUCUCUAUCUCUAUCUCUUAAUCGACAACGUUGACGACGACGACGAAGUGAUUAAAAUUAAUGCAACGAAUACAAAAGCAAAUGCAAUGUUUCUCAAACAACGAAUUAGGACUUAAGGGCAGCCUAUCUAUAAGCAGUAAUUACGAGUGCUAGCCACUAAGCAAUUUUAAACUAAGUCACACGAAAAGCGACAUUUAAGCACUCAACAAUUUUUAGAUUCGAUAUAAACGACAACGAUACAAAAAUUACAAAUUACAAAUUAAUCAAAA
This is a messenger RNA of Drosophila takahashii, 4137 nucleotides long. RefSeq names its product scratch (gene scrt). The record is from RefSeq and is a predicted model, not a curated record. Gene Ontology annotation, molecular function: DNA-binding transcription factor activity, RNA polymerase II-specific; RNA polymerase II cis-regulatory region sequence-specific DNA binding. Lineage: Eukaryota; Metazoa; Arthropoda; Insecta; Diptera; Drosophilidae. Gene Ontology annotation, biological process: regulation of DNA-templated transcription.